AUGGAGCAUAUACGGGGCGACAGCAACAAUCUGGCAGACCUCUUCUCGCGGGUCCUUGUGGACAUUGGAGACGACGAUGAAACUAGUAUCAAGGGCGAGAUCGAGGUAUGCCCCCCGGUGGUUCUACUUGGUGAGGCUGAGAUUGACAUUGGUUCUGGUUCUCUGCUACUCUGUGAACUGCCUGAUGAUGCCCCAGUUCCUGAGGAGCUUCAGCGCCUAUAUGGUCGAGGCAGAAUAGAAGUGCGUGAACAGAGUAUACUCUAUACCGGUAAGAAGGGUCGUAAGCCAUAUUAUGACCCUAUUAUGUCACGGCUCAAAGUACUCAGCAUUGCGCACGGUGACUUCCACGCGUCAACUGUGAGAAUGAUCGACGACUUGACUCGAUCUCUGUGGUGGCCUGGAAUGCGCCAGGAUGCGACAGACUAUGUCCAAAAAUGUGUUCGCUGCGCUCGCAGUGCUGCUGUCCAGGCAUGUGCUCACCCGCGGGCUGCUUUGACGGAGGUUAUUGAUUAUGAUAAGGAUUCCGCCCGAUUAUGGGAGGCCGUAAGUCUCGACCACGCCGGUCCAUUCGUUGUUGAGACCAGCUUGGAGAAAUCAGGGCGAGUCUACGUUCUCAUAAUGGUGGACAUGAGGAGUGGGUUUUGUGAGAUGAAAAAGGUGCACAGCGUUACCUCUACGGCUACUACAGACGCCUUUUAUGAAAGUUGGGCGUCUCGGUAUGGUUGGCCAAAGAGUGUUCACUGCCAUAAUGCUCCAUGCUUUCGGUCGGCUGCUACUAUCGCCGUGUGGGAGAGAUACGGUGCCAAAGUGACAUUCAGUCCCCCAUUUUGGCCGAGAGCUAACGGCGUGAGUGAGGCUAUAAUCAAGGAACUGAAGACAGUGAUGAGCAAGACGACGCCAACGACUGAGGCAGAGUUGGAACUUUCUUGUGCUGGGGCGCGAAGCGCUCAUAAUAUGUCCAGAAGCGAUGGGUUACCAAGCUCACCGAUGGAAGUGGCUUUAGGGUACCAGCCACGUACUGCUGCUGGGUCCCUAUGCGACUUCAACGACGGCGAGGAUCCCUUUAAGCGACUGCCUCCUGAUCAAUAUGCUGCUACUGUUGAGAACUACCUCUCCAAGAAAGCUUUAUUGCGUGAGAGAAAGAGGAAGGCGGCUGAUGAUGUGGCCGGGAGAUAUCGACCAAACUCAUUUGGUGUCGUACGACAGAACGAUUUAGCCUUCGUAGUGAGGCGUGGUUCACGUCGGUCUGGCGCUAUAGGCCCGUACCGUGUCACUAAAAUUCAGGGAAAUAGGGCUUGA
Molecule: messenger RNA, 1299 nt
Organism: Perkinsus marinus ATCC 50983
Lineage: Eukaryota; Perkinsozoa; Perkinsida; Perkinsidae
Product: retrovirus polyprotein, putative
Exons: 1
Coding region: 1-1299 (432 amino acids)
Biological process (GO): DNA integration
Molecular function (GO): nucleic acid binding
Source: RefSeq, a predicted model, not a curated record